AUGUUUUCCGGAUUAACGAAUCAAGUGACCUCGUGGAUCGGAGCGGCCAAGGGCGAACCGCAGGACGAAGAAGUUCCCACACCCCCGAACUCGGCGUCUACGACUGUGACAGCUACUACUUCCGGGGCUGCCGCAGCAACCACUGCAGCUACUGCAGAUGCAACUGGCGCUGCAGCGGGUGGCGACGGCGGCGAUAAAAGCCCUACCAAGGGAAGCGUGUUCUCGGGUGUGUCAUCGAAGGUAACGGGAUGGCUCGGUAACGCCUCGAUCCCUUCGAUGCCAGCGAUGCCAACUGUCUCCAUGCCAGCUAUGCCAGCGAUGCCUUCCAUGCCAUCGAUCCCGGGUUUGCGGAAGGCGAACCAGACAGACGAAAACGGUGGCAUCACAAACGAAGGCCUGGUCACGUCGCCCGAGAAGGCUAGUCAAGGUAUUGCCGGCUCGACGGAUGCUGCCGAUGAGGAGGACCGGUCAAGGUAUAUUAGCAGGCCUCAGGAAAGUGCCACUGGAGGAGCUGAUUCACGUCCUGCUACUGGUCCUGGAACACCAACCGAAGAAAAUGCUGGACAAAUCGGACAGGUUACGCAUAAGGUUACUGCAGGUGCUAAAUCCAUUGGAUCGUUCUUGUACUCUUCGUUCAACAAAGCUGGCGAUAAGAUUAAACAUUUAAAAGACAAUAGUAUUCUUGGUGAGUUCAGCAAGGAACAGGAAGCGUUCAUAAAAAAUCAACAAGGGGGAGGAGCCGCCGGAGUGUGUCCAUGGACUGGUCAUGCUAAUGAGGCAAAGAUCAAGGAGGAAAUUCUCAGUCUAUCGGCUGAUCGCCGAAACUUUGUCCGAGCGCCACCAGCCGGUGUUGAGUUCGAUUUUGAUUACGACUCGUCGUACCCGGUUGCAUUGGCCAUCAUGAACGAUGACAAAGAGUUGGAGAAGAUGCGAUUUGAGUUGGUUCCCAAAAUCAUCACGGAGGAGAACUUUUGGCGUAAUUACUUCUACCGUGUCUCCCUUAUAUGUCAAGCAGCUGAUUUGGGUACUCUGGGCGAUAACAAUGAGUUUGUUAAACGAGGAGCCAGUGAAGAUACAGAGGUUACCGAACACGCCUCUUCUGGUGGAUCAAAAUUGAUUACCAACCAGAGUGGCAGCAUUAGCUCACCGGCGUCUAGUCCUGAUGAGACAAUGUCACAGACACCGAGCAGUCCAGGGAAAAUACAUGCACCUCAAAGUGAAGCCGCCGGUAGCGUUAUCAGCAAUAAUGCUGGGCCAGCUAAAAGCAAACACAGCGAAUUCAUUUCGGACAGUUUCCAAACAAAUGAACAAGACCUGGAGGAAGUAAAGGCCGGCAUGAAGAAGCUCGGAAUCGAUAGUCUUGCUCAGCAAGCAAAUGAAUCGAUUGGGCUUGAAGACGAAAAGAGUGAAGAACAAUGGGAGAAGGACCUCGAGGCUGAGUUGCAGGAUUAUGAGCUCGUCAACGAUGGCGUCAACGAGCGCAACACUAACUGGGAAAAGGACGUCGAUGAGCUGCUGGAUGACGAGACGGAUUUGAAAUAAAACGAAUGUUUCAAUCAAUUCCUUUGUAAUAUGAUAAACUGUAGCGUAACGAAGUAAGCUAAGGCCUUCGGCAGAGGGUCGACAAGGUGUGAGUAAUCAAGUGGUUUUUACUAUUUAGUGUUUUUGUAUGUGUAAGCUAAAUCCGCGUUUUUCAAAUAGAAGAGUUGAAUUAUGAUAUAAUAUGUUGUCGUACAGGCUGGGCUAUACUUGCUUUGAAGUGAAUCGAGUUCUAUGAUCAAUUUUAAUAUUUUUUCUAUUGGCUCGUAGUUGCCCUGCGAAAACAAAAAUUGAUAAUGAAGUGAUGGGACUAGGAAGCAGGCAAACGAUUGAAUGGCAGUUCCAGCUGUCCAGUUUUCCCGUGUCCUUUUCGCAACUGAAAUGGUAUGAAUUUUCUUCGCGUUGUACUCUCUUGUUGUGUAUGUUGUGUACUUUAUGCACACUUCCCACUUUCCUCGGAUUAUUCGUUAAGCAAUGGGCUUUGUACAACUUUCGCAAUUUGUAACAUUUUUUGUGAGAAUGUUGGAAUCGCUACUGCGCUAUGCUCGCCUAGCGCAUCAUGUUACAAAGCAAUUGAUGAUUAUGCCCGUCCUUUGCGGUCGGAACACGUAUAAAAUAUGCACACACUCACCCUAGCAAACCAGCGAUCUAGAAGCAGAAUAAUAUUAGAGCCAUUGAGCAAUGUGAAUAGAAUAUUGCAAAGCAAAUCCUGGAUUAUGCACCACAAAUAUACAUUUUAACAGAAAGCUAUGCUACAGGUAUAAGCUAAAUAAUUCCCCUUACCAAUUCAACAAAUAUAGUCUUUUGGAGCAUUUUUUAGGCAUGAGGGCAUGGACAUGUUUGGGGUUUGGAUACCCUUGUGACCGAACGGAUGCUUUGGUCAUAGUAAACUUAUCAAAGAAGGAAAUAUGAAUAUUCAUUUGAAUUUGUUAUGGUACAUUACUAAUUUGUUGAUAAUUUUACAAUUCGGUAGUGUAUAAUUAAUAUCUUCAUUUGAUGCUUCGGUUGUUAGUUUUUUAGAUAGAAAAUGUAUCGUAUGAUACAUGAGAUAUGUAUCAGAUAUAUAUAUAACAAUAAUUUCUUACGAAAUAUGCCCUAUAUGCGAUGGAAAACAACACAUUUCAAUGCAUACCACCAAGAACUUUCGUUAAGAUAUUGAAAUAAAACGUAAAUAUUAAGAAUCCAAUUUAUUGUAAUAUAUAGAAAAAUUGGAAGAAAACGUGGAUUGAGACUAAAAAAAGUCAAAGAUAUUCCCAUUUCUGAUCACGAUCUGUAUCGCUUUCUAUACAAUGAAAAUUCAAACAUCACGGCGUGUUAUUCAUUUCUAAAUAAUCUACCAAAACUAUCAAUUGUUAUUUUAACUUUAUAUGAUCUGUUCCAACCAUCCGCAAGCGGUUGGACUAUCAGCGAACGAGAAUAGGAACGUGCGGGGUUUGUCGUUCUGAAAUAUGUAUUGAUUGUCUGUUAGCAGGAUAGAACAUAAUAUAUUGAA
This is a messenger RNA of Anopheles nili, 3031 nucleotides long. RefSeq names its product synapse-associated protein of 47 kDa (gene Sap47). The transcript is spliced from 10 exons. Bases 1 to 1542 code for a protein of 513 amino acids. Gene Ontology annotation, cellular component: cytoplasm; synapse. Lineage: Eukaryota; Metazoa; Arthropoda; Insecta; Diptera; Culicidae. The record is from RefSeq and is a predicted model, not a curated record.